Messenger RNA from Trypanosoma cruzi, 1722 nucleotides. RefSeq lists its product as uncharacterized. The record is from RefSeq and is a predicted model, not a curated record. Lineage: Eukaryota; Euglenozoa; Kinetoplastea; Trypanosomatida; Trypanosomatidae. Gene Ontology annotation, molecular function: phosphoprotein phosphatase activity. The transcript has a single exon. The coding region runs from base 1 to 1722 and encodes 573 amino acids.
AUGUGGCCAACACGGGGUCAUAUGAAACGGUUAGUUAAAAGUGUCGUUCCUUGUAUUGUUUGUUUCUUUCAGGAUGCUGUAUUAGACUGUGUGGUGGCAUGGAAAAACAUCCAUAAGACGCUUUACGUACUCUUUUGCUUCUUCACCGGACGAAGUCAUCUUGCCUAUCCCCACCCUUUGGUGCAGCUCCGAAAGAAAAAGGCGGAAUUGGCGUUGCAUCGAAGCCGCAGUACAAAUCCUACCGUAUCCCAUGCUUCAUCAAGCAGCUGUACAACGCUAGAGAGGUUGGGGUCGUCUUGGGAUGAUGCUUCACCGAGAGAAAGUAGCGGCAAGGAGGGCAAUUCUCUGUUGAUGGGGCGAAAACCCGCGUUAUCGAUGGCCGAAGGAGAUACCGCGGAGAAUGAGUGUUGGAUUCAACGUCAUGUUCGGCGUGGUCACAAGGGUGAACUCUCUGAGCGGGUACUGAAGACACGUGCGUCACCCCUUGUCUCGCCGGCGUAUCAUCUUUGUCACUCCGAAAGCUUGCACCGCCUUGUGAGCAAUAUUAUUGGUCCCAUUCAACAACCGACAGUUUCGGCGUUACCAACGAGACACACCGCACCCCAGUGGCCACCACAUUCAUCGGGCCGCUCCCUUGCACGACACGAUGGCCGCGGGGAUGAUUUUUCCAUCACCACUGAUGAAUACAGUAGCACUACCAGUAGUCAGUGCCACCCGUUGCGUAGUGUUGGCGUUCAGUCCAACACGACCUCUGGCUCUGUGGAUGCUAGAAGUAAUAGCAGCUUCCGGGCUGUCCCUUCUGUUGUAUAUCGACGGGAAAGUAGCAAACAGGUGCAGUUUGAUCGCUCAAAGGGGUCAAGAAUGCCGCUGCAGCCCAUUGCCUCCAUCACAUCCCAUCACGUGCUUUCGUACCAAGCCACGCGUCAGAAAGUACUGAUAAUGGAUCUUGACGAGACACUCUGCUUUGUAUCUACAAAAAGUACCUCCUCCUGUUCUCCCCCGACUUUUUCGGAGGUCAUUCCGACCGCCUCUGGAGCGGAACUCUUUUACGUUUGGGAAAGGCCCCACGUACGUUUAUUCAUUGGAACUUUGGCGAAGCUGUUUAAUCUUGCCCUUUUUACUUCCGCCACGAAGCCGUAUGCGGAUUCUAUUCUUCGUCGACUGGACCCGGAACGCCUCAUUAGGCGUCGCUACUACCGUCAUCAUUGCAGACAGAUCCCACGAUCUGCGUGUGGAGUGUCGCCCGGAGGGCGUAGCUUGGCUGAAAGUGUGGGAUCUUCCACUAAAACGGCUGCGCAGAAUGUGACAAGUUUGACGGGACAACCAGAGAGAAGUUGUGGAACAGCCGCCAACGAUGUUGUGGCUGGUCGCAUGGGUGACACUGUUCCGCCUUCUUGUGUUCACGAGGGCGCCAGAAAAUCUGAUGGAGGUGAGGGUGUGAGUGGCACGGUACUUGUGAAGGAUCUCAGGAUCUUAAAAGUACCACCAGAGUUAAUGAUUAUGGUGGACAACACGGAGGAAAGUGUUUUGGCCAACCGAGAGAAUGCCCUUGUUGUACCCCCCUUUUUUCCACCCGCAGUCAUGGGUACAGGAGACAAUGCUGCAAGCGAUGAUGUUUUGUUAUCUCUCAUUCCCUUGUUGGAGGCCCUGCUGGUUGUUCCGGAUGUGCGUUCUGUACUGCGACACGGGCGAGUUUAUUGGCCGAACUUAAAUGAAAAAUGA